Messenger RNA from Glossina fuscipes, 1322 nucleotides. RefSeq names its product ketimine reductase mu-crystallin. Gene Ontology annotation, molecular function: hormone binding. The coding region runs from base 220 to 1245 and encodes 341 amino acids. The record is from RefSeq and is a predicted model, not a curated record. NCBI's taxonomy places the organism in Eukaryota, Metazoa, Arthropoda, Insecta, Diptera, Glossinidae. The transcript has 3 exons. Gene Ontology annotation, cellular component: cytoplasm.
UAACAUUAAUUAAGCGAGUUGCGAUAAAAAUAAGGUUUACCUGGUGACCGCUGCACCCAAUAGUAUAAAUGCGCUUAUCUUUUGCAAUUGAAGAAUGAAAAAAACAAAAAUACAUUUAAAUCUAGUUGAAACGUUUACUUGUCAAAUAGCAUUUCCCAGCAAAAGUUGAGCGAACAUAUUGACUUGGAAAAUAUUUUUUAAUAAACUUCCAUACAUACGAUGAUACCUAAAUAUAUCAGUAGCGUGCAAGUAAAAGAAAUACUGACCUGGCCUUUGGUGAAUGCUGCUGUGGAAGAAGCUCUUAAAGCGAUUGAUUACAGUGAACUCAAUGCCGCAAAUUUAGAACAAUCAUAUAAACAGCAGCCACCUCGCACCAUUACCACAUGUGGAAAUGCAUCGAAACUAUUACUUACUAUGCCCGGCUAUGUGGGCAACUAUAAUGCAUUGAAUAGGAAAACAAAUGAUCACUUAAAGUGCUCCAGUACAUUAGCUUGCAAAGUGGUUACAUCGUUUACCAAUAAUCAAAAUUUGCAACCACCUCUACCCAACAUAUUGGCGAACAUCUUGCUUUUUGAUAUCAAUACGGGAGAAUUGCAAUGCAUUAUGGAGGGUACGCAAAUAACAGCAUGGCGUACAGCAGCUGCUUCCAUUGUGGCCACCAAAUAUUUAUAUAUGAAACGUUUCCCUCAGCGGUUCGAAACGAGCAUAAAACUUGCCAUAAUAGGUUGCGGAGUACAAGGUCAAAGCCAUGCUUUAGGCAUGUGUGCCACUUUUAACGUUAGUGAAAUAUAUCUAUGGAAUCGUACGCAGUCCAAAGCUGAUGAUUUAGCAUUAAAACUUCAAAAGUUAUAUUCGCAAAAUUCUGUGCAAGUUUUUGUAACAAAUACCCCUGCAGAAGCUGUAAGAGAGGCGGCAGUCAUUUGCAUAGGAACCUAUUCACCUAAUGCUUUAAUUAAUUACGAUAUGUUAAAGACGGGCGAUGUUCAUAUUAAUACGGUUGGGGCUGGUGCAGUGCAUUUUGGUGAAGUAUCGCAGGAUAUAUACGACAAUGCGGUAAUUUAUGUCGAUUCUCUGAUUAAUGCUCGUACAGAAUUGAAGGACUUAAAGGCCAAUAUCAUCGGUGAGAUUGGCCAAGUAAUACGUGAGGGCAAACGCACAGAAAAGAAAUGUUUAACUAUCUAUCAAUCAUUGGGUAUGGCUGCCGAAGAUGCUACCGUCGCCCAAGCAGUUUAUGACGCAUUAUAAAUAGUUAUAGUAUAUUUAAAUUGAUUGAAUUUAAUAGUAAUUAUCUGGUAUAUAAGAAAAUCAAAUGUUAAUGUGAU